Molecule: messenger RNA, 2520 nt
Organism: Hypoxylon trugodes
Lineage: Eukaryota; Fungi; Ascomycota; Sordariomycetes; Xylariales; Hypoxylaceae
Product: serine dehydratase alpha chain-domain-containing protein
Exons: 3
Coding region: 152-2308 (718 amino acids)
Biological process (GO): gluconeogenesis
Molecular function (GO): 4 iron, 4 sulfur cluster binding; L-serine ammonia-lyase activity
Source: RefSeq, a predicted model, not a curated record
AAAGUUAACGUCUAACGCCUAUCUUAAGGUACAGAUCUUCCCCAGGGAAAAGCUUCAACCGUUAUGCUAUAGUGAAGCUUAACUACACCAUACAACCGUUUGCUGUCCCGCUUGGUUGCGUUCGGGCGCAUUCCCGUCCCGUCGAGUCACAAUGAGCCGUGCGGCGGUGAGGCAGCUCAACCUGCUUCGCAAUGCUGCUGGCGUGGCAUCUCGACGAUUGGCAAGCAUACGGUCAAUUAAUAUCGUCGGGACGACACCUCGCAUUUGGAGACGAGCAGUGUUAAAUUCACCAUACUCACUACAAACGCGACGUCUGAGUACAGCACCGUCUACCUCUGACAGCAACGAAGAUGCGCAGUCCGGAACAUACAGUGAAGCCGAUCAUGAACAUGCUGUUAUCUCGACCUUCGAUUUAUUCUCUAUUGGCAUUGGCCCCUCAUCAUCCCAUACGGUGGGGCCUAUGCGUGCCGGUGGUAUCUUCGUAGCCGACUUGGUGGAAGCCGGCUUGCUUGAUAAAGUGCAUAAAAUUCGCAUCUCAAUCUAUGGAAGUCUUGCGCUCACGGGCGAGGGCCAUAUGACACCCUCUGCGCUAUUGCUGGGCCUCGAAAGUGCGGAUGUGGAAUCAGUUGACACAUCCUACGUCCCUAUCCGCUUCGCGCAGAUCAAAGAGGACAAAAAAUUAUUCUUAGGCCACGGACUUCCGGAGGGUAAAGGUAGGGAAAUCGACUUCGACUAUGAUCGGGAUUUUAAAUGGGAAUGGGGUAAAAAGCUACCCCUGCACAGUAAUGGAAUGCGCUUUAUGGUAUUCGAUGACCAAGGCAUGAUGUUAGCGACCAACGACUUUUUCAGCGUGGGUGGAGGUUUCGUUGUUAAUGGUGCGCUGUCAACUGCUGCUACAGCUGCGGCGUCGAAGAAAGCUACGGAAAACGCCUUAGCCGAUACGAAAGAACUGCAGACGGAAGGGAGUGGAGGGCACCCACUUGAUCUGGCUGAGAACUUGUUUUACAAGGAAAUUAGACGAGCGGAUGCGGCAGGAGACCGAAGAACCGGUUCUGAGAUCAAGCCCCUUGAUGACGAACCUGCUGAUGUGUCGACGGCUCUACUCGAAACCAAUUCACAAACUUCGAGCAGACCGCCUGUCACAUCCUCGGUAUCCGAUACUGAUGCCGGUGGGACCGACACGGCUUCUCAACAGCCUCGAUAUGCGUUUCGCGACGCCCGUAAUCUGCUGGCUCUGUGCAAUAAGCAUAACUUAACUAUUGCCCAGCUAGUGUAUGAGAACGAGAAGGGCCAUGGAUACACAGACGACGAGAUUUAUAAGAGGGUGAUGCGUAUCUGGGAAGUCAUGGACAAUAGCAUUCUCGAAGGUGUUCAAGCGCCCCUUGAUACGACAUUACCGGGUUCGCUCAAGCUGCAUAGAAGGGCGCCAGCUUUAUAUAAACGGCUAACGAGGGGUCUUUACCCAUCGCAUACGCAGACUCCCGCCGCAGCACAUGCACAAGCGCAGCUAUCCGCUCCAGAUAGUAAAAUUGGUGGGGCGUUAUCUCCAGGCAGAGGAGUGGCCGAAUUACCGAAAUCGGAGACGACGGCACUGAGUCGCAGAGGUACGAGGGGCAAACGCGGUCCUCCCCGUGUACACGGCUCGAUAUACCACCCUAUCAUGCCGUCCCCUCCACGCCGCACCACAUUCCCAGCAAUGGACUACCUUACAGUCUACGCUAUCGCCGUAAACGAAACAAACGCAGCCGGCGGGCGAAUCGUAACCGCGCCAACUAACGGCGCAGCCGGCAUCAUCCCUGCCGUAUUAAAAUACACAGUCGAAUUCAUUAGCGACGAUCCCGAACGCGAUAUUCUCACUUUCCUCCUAACCGCCGCAGCAAUCGGUAUGCUCUACAAGCGCGGGGCCACCAUCAGCGCCGCGGAAGGAGGGUGCAUGGCCGAAGUCGGCGUCGCGUGUUCCAUGGCCGCGGGCGCUUUCGCCGCAUGCAUGGGCGCGACUCCCGAGACCAUCGAGCAAGCCGCGGAAAUCGGCAUUGAGCAUAAUUUAGGUCUAACAUGCGAUCCCAUCGGUGGACUAGUGCAGGCUCCAUGUAUUGAGCGGAAUGCGCUGGGUGCUAUCAAGGCGAUUUCAAGCGCCAAUUUGGCGCUUAGUAGUGAGGCUGGCACACAGAAGGUGCGCUUGGAUGAUGCUAUUCGUGCGAUGAGACUUACGGCUCAGGGUAUGCGGAAUGAGUUUAAGGAAACUAGUUUGAGUGGGCUGGCGACUAGUGUGCCGUUGAAUAUCCCGGUUAGUGUGCCGGAUUGUUGAUUUAAAUUAUAGGAGACGGGAUAUACCCGUUCGCGAGCUUCGAGUGUUGUAUACGGGACGGGUAUGUAUUCGAAUAUAGAGCGAUGGACAUGAUUUUCACGAGAUUUUGGGUCUAUGAUGUCGAUCAUGUUUAUUAUACGAUACGAGACGAGAAAAGAAAAGCGUAAAACACAUAGAUUAGACGUUAGAUUUCAUAGAAGGCGACUUGCACC